AUGGACAAUGAAAGAUCCAUCCAACGCAACCCGCACGGCAAUUUCAAAGAAGUCGAAGCCAGCCGUCCAGACUGGGACGGCGAGAAGAAAUUCCACUUCACCAAGACCAAGAACCCCUCAUGGAAACCCGGCGACGGCGCCAACGACGGUGGCGAGAGCCUCAAAAAGGAGCACAUCAGCAUCAACCCGUAUGAAGACGGUCGACCGUCCACGUUCAACUACAAACUGCUCAUCAGCGCGAUCAUCCCGCGACCUAUCGGUUUCCUGAGCACGCGGUCGAAAGACGGGAGUAGUUCAAAUCUGGCACCUUUCAGCUAUACGCAGGUGAUCAACCACGAUCCACCGGUGUUCAUCGUGGGGUACGCGGGGGGUUUCGACAAGGCGAAGGACAGUCUGAAGAAUUUGAUGGAGACGGGGGAGUGUGUGAUUAAUAUCAUCAGCGAGCAUUAUCUGGAGGCGGCGAAUGCUACGUCGGUCAACGCGCCGUAUGGGGUUUCGGAGUGGGCGUUGACGGGGCUGACGCCGGCUGCUUGUGAGAAUGUCAAGGCGAGUCGGGUUAAGGAGGCGGUGUUUAGUGUUGAGGGGAAGCUUAUGGAGACGAAGGAGUUUGAGAGUAGAGCGACGCCUGGGAAGAAGACUGGUGUGUUGGCUAUCAUUGAGGGGGUGAGGUUCUGGGCGAGGGAGGAUGCGAUUAAUAAGGACAAGAAUUUGAUUGAUCCUGAGAUCCUCCGCCCAAUGUCCCGUCUCGGAGGCAUCACCUACGGCCGCUUGAUGGAAGGCAUCGAGCUCCCACGGCCGGACUGGGACGAACUCAAGAAAGAAGCCGAGCCCAAAGGCCUAGUCAAGCCCAAGGCCGACGGACAAUGA
Molecule: messenger RNA, 867 nt
Organism: Zasmidium cellare ATCC 36951
Lineage: Eukaryota; Fungi; Ascomycota; Dothideomycetes; Mycosphaerellales; Mycosphaerellaceae
Exons: 2
Coding region: 1-867 (288 amino acids)
Molecular function (GO): FMN binding
Source: RefSeq, a predicted model, not a curated record